AUGCAGCUACACACAACUUUGGCGCUAAGUCUAUUAAUUACAGCAAAAACUGACCCAGACUCCGAAGCAGAUAGAUUUAUAAUAACAAAUGAAUUCUACCCUGAACAAUACAGCAUUUACACAAGUAAAUAUGAAAUUGUCAAUAUUAUUGUACCUUUAAAUCAAUUGAACUAUGGCAAUAAUCCUGGCAGCAAAUAUGUAUUUUUCUUCGUCGAAGCAGAUCAAGAUGAAUCUGGAAGAGUUAUAGAAAAAGGUUUAUAUGUAUUCAAAGAUGGUAACCCUAUAAAACUAUUGGAUAACGGUAGAGAUGUCGCUGCUGCCGCCGAUGAAAGCAAUGUAGCCUUUAUUGCGGCUGAAGACGGUAUAUAUUUGUAUAACAAUGAAAGAGUUUCCGUACACAAAUAUGGUACGAUAUCUGAUAGUAUUAUUGGUAUUGCAAAGCCAACACAUAGUGACAUAAUUUAUAUCUUAACUGAGGAUAAAGAGGUGUUUAUUGUUAGUGGAAUGGAUACUAAGAAAGAGAAAGUAAAUGAAAUAGUUAACGCUGAACAGAUAAUAUUAGAUUAUGACAACAAUCUUUACUAUUUAGAUGCGGACACACAAGUUUAUUUCUACGAUUUUCUUAGUGUUACAAAAAUCGAGGGAUUACCUGAUUAUGCAUUUAGUGCACGGCUUUUGAAACCUCCUGUAACAACUCAAGGUUUUGUACCAUUCGUUGUUGAUGGUGAAAUAUAUUGUAUCAACGCUAAGGGGUACGCAGAGAUGUUUGAUAAAGUGGAAUUUGCUGGUAAUGGUACUCCGAGUGCGUUCGCUAUGGAAGAUGGUGUAGUACAUUAUUAUGCUAUAAACAAAAAGAUAUAUGAAUUUGAUAUAUAUGAUAUACUGCAUAAUGGAGCUAAAGGUCUUUUAGGUAAACUUGUUAAGAAAACUGUCGCAGAUGAAAUUCUUACCUUAAUUGGGUUAUUAGUGUAA
Messenger RNA from Papilio polytes (common Mormon), 972 nucleotides. RefSeq lists its product as uncharacterized. The record is from RefSeq and is a predicted model, not a curated record. The coding region runs from base 1 to 972 and encodes 323 amino acids. NCBI's taxonomy places the organism in Eukaryota, Metazoa, Arthropoda, Insecta, Lepidoptera, Papilionidae. The transcript has a single exon.